Molecule: messenger RNA, 1029 nt
Organism: Pundamilia nyererei
Lineage: Eukaryota; Metazoa; Chordata; Actinopteri; Cichliformes; Cichlidae
Gene: rtraf
Product: RNA transcription, translation and transport factor
Exons: 8
Coding region: 113-841 (242 amino acids)
Source: RefSeq, a predicted model, not a curated record
UGUACGCUCUCCGUCAGCGCAUGCGCGAAGCUACAUACUGAAGGCUAGCAGAAAAUCCAAGCGACUGUUAGCUAAAAAAACUAUUUGGUUUCCGUAUUAAACACGGGGUGAAAUGUUUCGGAGAAAACUGGGCGCUCUGGAUUAUCACAACCCCGACGACUUUGACUGCACAGAUGAGACACAGUUUAGGAACUGCAUUGUGUGGCUGGAGGACCAGAAGAUUCGACAUUAUAAAAUCGAAGACCGAGGCAACCUGAGAAACAUCCCCAGCUCAGAGUGGCCCAAAGCCUACCAAAAGUACCUACAGGAUGUGAACUGUCCAUUUGAAGUCGAUGAGAGGAAGGAGGCUGUAGAUUGGUUACUGGGCCUUGCUGUGCGGUAUGAAUAUGGAGACAAUGUGGAGAAGUACAAAAACUGUCAGCCCCUGGCAGCUUCCAGUAACAGCAAUAAAGCCAUGGACCCUCUGUUUAACCUCGACAGUAAUUCUCCAGAUUUCAAAGCAGGGGUAACAGCUUUGUCCAACAUCCUCAAGAUACAGCGGCAUGACGACUACCUGGUUAUGCUUAAGGCCAUUCGUAUUUUGAUCCAAGAGAGACUUUCUCCAGAAGCCAUUGCUAAAGCCAGCAACAAUAGAGAGGGUGUUCCAGUAGCUUUAGACAAGCACAUCUUGGGUUUUGACACUGGAGAUGCAACUCUAAACGAAGCAGCUCAGAUCCUGCGCCUGCUGCACAUUGAGGAGCUGAGGGAGCUGCAAACCAAGAUCAACGAGGCCAUCGUAGCUGUUCAGGCCAUCAUAGCCGACCCCAAGACAGACCACCGGCUGGGCAAGGUUGGCAGAUGAGAGCGGGGGCGGUGACGGACCGCAAAGGGAGUGAGGGACUGAACCUGAUUUGAUUUUUGAGAGGAAAAACCUUUUGUUUGGUUAAAGGACAUCAAAGAAUUUUUGUUGAUUUUUUUUUUUUUUUUCCGUUGUUGCAUGAGAUCGGACUGUUUAAAUUGGGAAUCUCAUAAAUAAAAGACCCAAGUGUU